AUGGGACCAAAUGAUAAAAUUCUUCUAUCAGCACUUAAUUAUAUAUGCGAUGAAAAUCAUCACAUUUGUCGGUUGUGUUUAAGUACUACUACUAAAUCUGAAGUAUUUUUGAAUGAAGUAGUAACAUUACGAACAAAUUACUAUUCAAAUUCCCUUUCAUAUACAACAAUGCUCGAAAAUCUCGGUAUUCCACCAGAGUCUCAUCUCCCGCAAUCUAUCUGUAAGAGUUGUGCAACGAUCACAUCAAACUGCUACUUGUUUCAGAAGCUAGUCUGCUUCUCACACGACAAGUGGAGUAGUAUAACAAAACUUCUGGAUCAAUCAAUAGAUAAAUCAAAGGAUAUAAACCACCAAAAUGUUCAAAGUGCCUUUGUAUUCAUUAAUGAUGAUGACACAGUUAUUAUUUCAAGUCGUAAACGCUAUUCAACGGUGAAAAAGAAAGAUAUUCUUUUGAAAGUGAAACAUAUUAUAAAAACAGGUAUUGAGGCUAAACAGAGGAGUAAAGAGUCUGUUUGUAAUGAUUGUGGAGAGACUUUUACAGCACGAGUGCUUACAAAACAUAAGAAAUUACAUAACAAAUUGAAUCAUCCGUGUACACAGUGCCCUAAAAUAUUUUCUACGGCAAUCCAAUUAGAAGAACACAUAGAAAGACUUCACUUUCCAAAGAGACUGAGAUGUGACCAGUGUUCAAAGAGAUUUAGUACAGAAAAAUUAUUAAACAUUCACAGAAGAAAUAAUCAUGUAGCAGUAUAUUGUAAAUUAUGUAAUUUAGAAUUCCCAUCUAGAACAAUUCUUAGAGCACACGUAGAUAAACAUGAAACAAAUAUAUGUCCGCGGUGUAAUAAAAAAUUCAUAAACAGACAAACUUUCAAAUUACAUCUCAAAUGUUGUGGUAAAAGUAUGGAGCAACAAAAUUUCAUCUGUGACAUAUGCAAGAAGUGUUAUGCUCGAAAAAAUGGAUUGCGAUCACAUCUCAAGAUAGAUCAUGGCUUCGGAAAUGUGUUAACUUGCAAAUGGUGUAAUAAAAAGUUUGAUGCUAUAAGUAGACUGAAAAAUCAUAUUGUGAAACACACAAGAGAAAGGAAAUUUCAUUGUGAUCAGUGUGGCGGUAAAUUUGUAACAUAUCCUGCAUUAGUGUAUCACACAAGACUACAUACGGGUGAACGACCUUUCCCUUGCGAUCUUUGUGAUGAAAGCUUUCUAUCAGCUUCUAGAAGAAUGGAACACAAGAAAAGGAAGCACUUUGGACCGAGUCAUGAAUGUGGAAUUUGUAGAGGAAAGUUCACAACAAAACAUCAAUUAAGGAAACAUAUUAAAAGGCAUUUUAAUCCUGGAAGCAAGCUGUAUGUUACUGACUAA
Messenger RNA from Danaus chrysippus (African queen), 1359 nucleotides. NCBI's taxonomy places the organism in Eukaryota, Metazoa, Arthropoda, Insecta, Lepidoptera, Nymphalidae. The record is from the annotation of a GenBank genome assembly.